Durusdinium trenchii is the source of this 1381-nucleotide messenger RNA. Lineage: Eukaryota; Dinophyceae; Suessiales; Symbiodiniaceae. The record is from the annotation of a GenBank genome assembly.
GAAAUCUAAUUUUCCCUUCAAGGAACAUAGAAGGCGCGGUUUCUUUUGUUUAAUGUGCCUGAGAAUGCCUUGAAGUUGCCGUGAGGGCCGUGAAGAGUCCUCUUCUGAACAACUGCUUUCAGCACUUUUAAGAGAUUCAUCUCCCACGCAGCCUUCACAAGGUGCGUCCAACACUACGAUGAGCAAGUGCGGAAGCAGCUCAUUGAGUCGGGUGGAUAUACCUUCGAUCAGAUGGACCAGCUCCGGCGCCAGUUCAUCAGCUAUGACUGGGACAGCAGUGGUGAUGUGAGCAAGAAGGAAUUGGUCCAGCUGAUUGUGGACGUUUUUCCCGACAUGGCCCAUGAUCCGGAGAAGAGACCGUUACUCUUGCAGAUCAUGAAGGAUGCAGACGCAGAUAACAACGGCAGAUUGGACUUCUCCGAGUUCUUGCAACUCAUGCGUACCGUGGAGGACCUGGGCGAUCUCACCCAGCUCCAGAAGGAGCGUCAGGUGAUUGACCAGACACAGUUCACCAGCAACGAAGUGAGUGAAUUUCGUUCCAUCUUCCUAGAAGUGACGAAGGGCGAGGCCAGAAUGUCACUACAGGACUUCAAGGAGAUGAUGAGUCCGAUUUGUCCUAUGGGAGACAGGAACAGCCACGCCAUCUCUGCGAUGUGGUUUGAAAUUUGCGACAGCACGAGCAAAAUGUUUGACUUUCCGGAUUUCCUGCUAAUGAUGCGGCGCUUGUUGGACAUCAACUUCGCGAACAUGAACCAACGCCUCCACCGUGGACCUCAACAUCGGAAAGCCUGGUGACAGGAACGGGCCUUGGACAGCUGCUGCUUCGUGGGGUUUUGAAGCAACCAGGUAGAACUUCUGAGCAAGCAGCUAGUGCUUCUCCACCUGAGAAGCAGGCGACAUGUUUCAGCAUGAGAGCGUAGGAGGUGUAGCACUCAAGUGUAACAUGGCAUCAGGUCUUUGAGGAAGACUAUUUAUUGCAUGUACAUACAUUGAUUUACCUCUACAAUGGGUGGCAACCCAUAGCCCUCUAUGACUGAACAAAAAUUAAGUCGGAUGCUCAGUUGCUUGUUUGUUUUUUCAGAUGUGUCAGGCAUCCGGAUCAUGUCCAUUUUCUCGUUUGGGUGCUUUAUUUCGAGGAUUCCACCUGGGUUGGUGCCAUCACAGGUCACAUGCUUGCUGUGAUCCAUGGAGCUCCUUCCCACAAAAUUCGCUCAGACGGGGUCACCAAGGUCACCAAUGAACCCAUGUCUUUCCAAAGGCCAACUCCGUCAGGGCCGCCCCAAAGGGCCGCGAGACAUCAGCCAAAGUUGAUGACCUGCGUGGCGCAGACGGACGCGGCGCCUUUUUAGAUGCCAGGGGGGCCAGCUCAAACGUUGGGCCC